AUGCCGCUUAUUCUAGGAAAACCUGAAAAUGAGCAGAAGAACAAGCUAAACAUGUCACUCACUCUAAUUGGAGGAGAAAAUGGCCACAAGGCCAAAUUAAGUAGACAACAUACUGUAAACAAAAAAGAAAAUGAUCAGGAGGACAAGUUUGAAGAUGCCUAUGAAAUCAUCCCUGUGGCAUCGUCCAUGAAUCUGUUAUCUUCCUUGGAAGAAUGUACAACUGGGUUGUACUUAUUCCUUAAUAACAGAUUUUCAGAGGCAAUAAGUCUCAUUCAUCCAUGGUCUAAAAACAGCAUAUACCAUGCCCUAAUGUACAGUAUGCUUAUGAUUGUCAGGGCCAUCCUGACUUUUGAUCCACAGGAUAUUGAGACUGGAAUUUCUGUCUCUAAGGAAGCUUUGAAAACCUGCAAUAAUUUCCGCAAAAGACCUAGAAUAAUGACUUUAUCAUAUCUAGUGAAUAGGCAUGGAAUAAAGGCUGUCAACGAAGAAGAAUUGCAUGCAGAAGUCUGUUAUGCUGAGUGCUUGAUCUUGAAGUCCUCCAUAUCAUUUAUACAGGAUGACAGUUUGCUUGGUUUUUUUAAAAGCAGCAUCAGCAUUGGGUCAAGUUAUCAGAUAUACAAAGACUGUGAACAUGUACUAACACUUAUGCCAAAAAACCAAAGCAAAGCCCACAGACACCUGGAUGGAGGAAUAAAGUUUGGACUUGGAGCAUUCAAUUUGAUGUUAUCACUUGUGCCACCGAAGAUACUAAGACUUCUCAGUAUCGUUGGCUAUUCUGGUAAUAGAGAUCUAGGCUUGGCUUUGCUGCAUGAGAGUGCAUCUGAACCCCAUAUAAAUUACAUCUUAAGUGUUUUCACUCUACUCUUUUAUUACAACUAUAUCCAUGUAGCUUUUGGUAUUGAAAAGAUCCCCAGUCCUGCUACAGAAAAUCUUUUCCUAAUCUACCUCCACAAAUUUCCAAACUGUGUUGUAUUUAAAUUUUUUCAUGCACGUUUUAGCAUGUUAAAAGGCAAUUUUGAAAAUGCACAGUUAAAAUUACAGGAGUGCAUUUUUACUCAGAAUGAAUGGAAGCAGAUUCAUCAUCUCUGUUAUUGGGAAAUCAUGUGGUGCCACAUUUUUCUGCAGAAUUGGAGGCAGGCAUUCCACUAUGCCAAUCUACUCUCUCAGAAUAGCAAAUGGUCCAAGGCAAUAUAUAUGUAUAGCAAAGCUAUAUUACUGGCUUUGCUUCCUUCCGAUUUUGCAAAAUCAGUAAGCGAGGACAUCAGCACUCUCUUUUUAACUGUGGACAGCCUGAGAGUGAAAAUUUUAGGCAAUUCUGUGCCCAUAGAAAAGUUUGUUGCUGAGAAAGGUCAGCGCUAUGGUACUACUUCAGGCUGGUUUACAGCACAGCCCCUUCUGGAAUUCAUUUAUGCCUGGAGUGGCUUCCGAGUCAUGAGCAAAAAAAUGGACCUUAUUGCAAGCUGGCUAUCCAUAAUUGACAGAGGAAAAGACCUUUUGCAAGAAAAUCCAAAUGAGGAGUAUGGGACAGAUGACAUCAGUUUAUUAAAUUUGCUUAAAGGUCUAUGCCUGAAACACUUAGGCAAAUAUUUGAAGGCUGAACAUUAUUUCAACUGUGUUCUUCAGAAUGAGAAAUUGUUAAAAUACGACCACUAUUUGGUACCAUAUACUUACUAUGAACUGGGAAUUCUACACUAUCUAAAUGGAAAUUACGCCAGUGCAACCAAAAGCCUGGACAACAUCAAGAACUACAAAGACUAUUCCAUGGAGGCCCGAUUACAGUUUAGGGCUCACAUAGCCCUUGAACAAAUAACAAAAGAGAUGUAA
Dipodomys ordii (Ord's kangaroo rat) is the source of this 1824-nucleotide messenger RNA. Its product is annotated as tetratricopeptide repeat protein 39B-like. The transcript has a single exon. The coding region runs from base 1 to 1824 and encodes 607 amino acids. Gene Ontology annotation, molecular function: protein binding. NCBI's taxonomy places the organism in Eukaryota, Metazoa, Chordata, Mammalia, Rodentia, Heteromyidae. The record is from RefSeq and is a predicted model, not a curated record. Gene Ontology annotation, biological process: negative regulation of cholesterol storage; cholesterol homeostasis; regulation of cholesterol efflux.